AGCAAAUUGGUGAAGUACUUCAGCCGGCAGCUGUCCUGCAAGAGGAAGGUGGCCCUGCAGGAGCGCAACGCCAAGCUGGAGGGCUUCCCCCAGCUCCUGCACUGGUUCCGCAUCGUCGACAUCCGCAAGGAGGUGAUGGAGGAGAUCGCCCCCGGGCAGCUGAGCCUGGAGGAGCUGCUGGAGAUGACGGAUGAGCAGGUCUGUGCCACUGUCGAGAAGUUUGGGGCCAACAGCGAGGAGUGCGCCCGCCUCAACGCCUCCCUCUCCUGCCUCCGCAGCGUCCACAAGUCCGGUGGCAGCCUCUCCAAGCAGGACUGGACCAUCCAGUGGCCCACGACGGAGCCGGGGAAGGAGAACAGCCCUGGGUGCCCUGCGGGGCAGUGGGGCAGGACGCAGAGCCCUAGGGUCCAACCCAAGUGUGGGCAGCACCACUGCCAUGCGGGCUCACCCCACGGCCCCACGUACACCCACGUGGACCGGCUGACCCCACGCCAGCGCCACGCUGCUCACACCCCUCCACGCACCCCCAACAUCGUCACCACCAUGACGCCGCCGGGCACGCCGCCGGUACGCCGGAGGAAUAAACUGAAGCCCCCCGGGACACCCCCGCCCUCGUCGCGAAAACUGAUCCACCUCAUCCCUGGCUUCACCGCGCUGCACCGCAGCAAGUCCCAUGAAUUCCAGCUGGGUCAUCGCGUAGACGAGGCACACACCCCCAAAGUCAAGAAAAAGACCAAGCCCUUGAACCUCAAGAUCCACAACAGCGUGGGCAGCUGUGAGAACAUCCCUGCACAACGCUCCCCGCUCCUCUCCGAGCGCUCCCUGCGCUCCUUCUUCGUGGGGUACCCGCCUUUCCUCCCCUCCACCCCACCGGUCCACACCGAAGCCACCUUCUCAGCCAAUACGCUGUCAGUGCCUCGCUGGUCCCCGCAGAUCCCUCGCCGAGAUUUAGGAAACUCGAUAAAACACAGGUUUUCCACCAAGUACUGGAUGUCUCAGACCUGCACCGUCUGCGGGAAAGGAAUGUUGUUCGGCUUAAAAUGCAAAAACUGCAAGCUCAAGUGCCACAACAAAUGCACCAAAGAGGCCCCCCCAUGUCACCUGCUGAUCAUCCACCGUGGAGAUCCAGCGAGGUUAGUCCGGACGGAGUCGGUGCCCUGCGAUAUCAACAACCCCUUGCGGAAACCCCCCAGGUAUUCGGACCUGCACGUCAGCCAGACGCUCCCCAAAACCAACAAACUCAACAAGGACCACAUCCCGGUGCCCUACCAGCCAGAUUCCAGCAGCAACCCCUCGUCCACCACCUCCUCCACACCCUCCUCGCCGGCCCCACCGCUGCCGCCCAGCGCAACACCUCCGUCUCCCCUGCACCCCUCCCCACAGUGCCCACGCCAACAGAAGCAGUUCAACCUGCCAGCUUCCCAUUACUACAAGUACAAGCAGCAGUUCAUUUUCCCAGACGUGGUGCCUGAGACACCGACCCGAGCCCCGCAAGUGGUCCUGCACCCUGUCAACUCCAACCCCAUCCUGGAAGGAAACCCAUUGCUUCAAAUUGAAGUGGAGCCCACCUCAGAGAACGAGGAGGGUAAUGAGGAGGCACAGGAGUCCGAGGACGACUUUGAAGAAAUGAACCUCUCGCUCCUGUCCGCGCGCAACUUCCCCCGCAAGGCCAGCCAGACCAGCAUCUUCCUGCAGGAGUGGGACAUCCCCUUUGAGCAGCUGGAGAUCGGUGAGCUCAUCGGCAAGGGCCGCUUCGGGCAGGUCUUUCACGGCCGCUGGCACGGGGAGGUGGCCAUCCGCCUCAUCGACAUCGAGCGGGACAAUGAGGACCAGCUGAAGGCCUUCAAGAGGGAGGUGAUGGCGUACCGGCAGACCCGGCACGAGAACGUGGUGCUCUUCAUGGGAGCCUGCAUGAGCCCGCCCCACCUCGCCAUCAUCACCAGCCUGUGCAAAGGACGGACUCUCUACUCGGUGGUAAGAGAUGCCAAAAUCGUCCUGGAUGUCAACAAGACGAGGCAGAUAGCUCAAGAAAUCGUGAAGGGUAUGGGCUACCUGCAUGCCAAGGGGAUCCUACACAAGGACCUCAAGUCAAAAAAUGUUUUCUAUGACAAUGGGAAGGUGGUGAUUACUGACUUCGGCCUCUUCAGCAUCUCGGGAGUUCUCCAAGCAGGCAGGCGGGAGAACAAGCUGCGGAUCCAGAAUGGCUGGUUGUGCCACCUGGCCCCUGAGAUCAUCCGCCAGCUCUCACCGGACACCGAGGAGGACAAGCUGCCCUUCUCCAAGCACUCGGAUGUCUUUGCACUGGGCACGAUCUGGUAUGAGCUGCAUGCACGGGAAUGGCCCUUCAAGACGCAGCCAGCAGAGGCAAUCAUCUGGCAGGUGGGAAGAGGGAUGAAGCCCAACCUCAGCCAGAUCGGGAUGGGCAAGGAGAUCUCGGACAUCCUCCUCUUCUGCUGGGCCUAUGAGCAAGAGGAGAGACCCACCUUCACCAAGCUCAUGGACAUGCUGGAGAAACUGCCAAAGCGCAACCGUCGCCUUUCCCACCCCGGGCACUUCUGGAAGUCGGCAGAGUAA
Messenger RNA from Mesitornis unicolor (brown roatelo), 2574 nucleotides. RefSeq names its product kinase suppressor of ras 2 (gene KSR2). NCBI's taxonomy places the organism in Eukaryota, Metazoa, Chordata, Aves, Mesitornithiformes, Mesitornithidae. Gene Ontology annotation, molecular function: protein kinase activity; ATP binding. Gene Ontology annotation, biological process: protein phosphorylation. The transcript is spliced from 19 exons. The record is from RefSeq and is a predicted model, not a curated record. The annotation marks the transcript as partial.